Molecule: messenger RNA, 1193 nt
Organism: Osmia lignaria (orchard mason bee)
Lineage: Eukaryota; Metazoa; Arthropoda; Insecta; Hymenoptera; Megachilidae
Product: homeobox protein unc-42
Biological process (GO): regulation of transcription by RNA polymerase II
Molecular function (GO): DNA-binding transcription factor activity, RNA polymerase II-specific; RNA polymerase II transcription regulatory region sequence-specific DNA binding
Source: RefSeq, a predicted model, not a curated record
ACUGCAUAAUUAGAAAGAAGUUGUUCCGCUUCCUCGAGAAGGGGGAGAACGUAGGAUGUUCUAGUAGGUCGACGAAGAACGUUGUUAAUCGUCUCGAAAGACCUCGACAAGGUCACCCCGGCAUCACCCUGGCUAACGACCUGUCCGGAGGUACCGGGGGUCCCGGUUCAGGCGGCGUCGGUUCCGUCGGUGGCACCUCCGUCGGCGGAGGUGGUGGCGGCGGUUCGUCUCUGCCGACCACCGCCUUGAGCCUCGAUCAUCAACAGUUCAACAUAUUCCCGGCGAUCUUCAGCCGUCAGUUGAACUUUUCCGCGGCGGCUGCCGCCAACUGCGGUCAGAACAAGCUGAUGGACGAGUUAAGGCCGAACCUUGGAUUGCUCGGCGUCGGCCUCGUCGAGAACGAAAGCUUUCAUCUGAAUCAUAAUCAAGAGAAGAGAAAGUGUAGCAGCACCAGCUCGAACGAGCAAGAUUUUAGCCUGUACGGGGUACAUCAGGGACUUGAAGCCAGCCCGCCAACGCCCGCCGCAACGCCCGGAAGGAGCAGCGUCGGGGCGACUUCCACCGUUGGGGCGGAAGGGGCUUUCAAAAAGUUAAAACCCGACCCUUGUGCUUCGAGUCCUCACAUCGGUCAUACUCCUACCACCGCCAGUUGUCCAACGCCUGCUCGACGACGGCACAGGACUACUUUCACACAGGAGCAGCUGGCAGAAUUGGAAUCGGCAUUCGCAAAAUCUCAUUAUCCGGACAUAUACUGCAGGGAGGAAUUGGCGCGGUCCACCAAAUUGAACGAAGCCAGAAUUCAGGUCUGGUUCCAGAACAGAAGGGCGAAAUAUAGGAAACAAGAAAAACAACUGCAGAAGGCAUUGACUCCAAUUCCGGCUUGCCAAGGUGCCAUGAUGAGGAAUAUCUAUCCUGGUGCCAGCAGAGGAUAUCAGCCGUACCCUCACCCUCACAAUAGCAUAAAUGGAAUAAAUCGCUAUCCUCAGAUGGGCACAACGUCCUAUCCAAGUAUGACCCAACCAUUCUCUAUGUCACAUUCAGCGUCGAAUAUGUCUGCAGUUACCGGUAUGAGACAAGAUGCAAUGGGAAUGUCAGCCGAGGACGAAUGGUACAACAAGAGUAUCUCUGCUCUGAGAAUGAAUACAGCUCAUCACCCUAAUUUAGCUGCUCCGAUGCUGCAAUAUCAAACAUAA